ACACGCGCGCGCGCUGAAUGUGGGAGAGAAGUGGAGCAGAGCUCACGAGCUUUAACGGCAGCCUCGCGCCACGCUCUCACUCACACACUCACUCUCUCACUCACUCACUCACUCACAGCUCGCCGCGAGUCCGCGGAACACGAAGCUCUGCCUUCGAACCUCCUGAAGAAAAAGAAGAAGAAGAAGAAAAGAAGAAGAAGGGGUGUCCUCCACACACACGCCGCUUCAGAAAGCGAACUGUUUUUUUUCUUCUGAGCUGUUUCGUUUGAGCGUCUCUUUUCUCCGCCGUGGUGGAUUUUAAAGUCCCAGCCUGUGAAGUCCACCACCCCGCGGCUCCCAGACGGCUCCUAUCCGCGCGCUGUCACUCGGCAGGACGGUCACUCUACCGGACACUCACUUUCCGCACAGAAUGAAGUACAGCUGCAGGAAUCUUUGAAUUGAGUGGAGCAAGUACAGAGAAGAAAGCCAGGUUUGAGGAGACGCAAAAAGAAAAAAAAAAGAAACGGGAACAAAAGCAAAAAGUUAUCUCCUGAAAGAAGAGAGAGAAUAAAGGAAGGGGACAAUGGGGAGAAAAAAGAUUCAGAUCACGAGGAUUAUGGACGAACGCAACAGACAGGUGACUUUCACCAAGAGGAAGUUUGGCCUGAUGAAGAAGGCUUAUGAGCUGAGUGUGCUUUGUGACUGCGAGAUUGCCCUCAUCAUCUUCAACAGUACCAACAAGCUCUUCCAGUAUGCCAGCACCGACAUGGACAAAGUGCUGCUCAAGUACACUGAGUACAAUGAGCCCCAUGAGAGCAGGACCAACUCUGAUAUUGUGGAGACAUUGCGAAAGAAGGGCCUAAACGGGUGUGACAGCCCGGACCCAGACGCAGACGACUCAGCUGGUCACAGCCCUGAGUCCGAGGACAAGUAUCGCAAAAUCAACGAGGACAUAGACCUAAUGAUCAGCAGACAGAGACUGUGUGCUGUUCCCCCCUCCAACUACGAGAUGCCCGUGUCCAUCCCUGUGAGCAACCAGAUCUAUAGCCACCCUGGUGGUUCCCUAGGCAAUCAUAACCUGGUCCCAUUGGCCCACCACAGCCUACAGAGGAACAGCAUGUCCCCUGGAGUCACACACAGGCCUCCCAGUGCAGGUAGUCUUAUGGGGGCCGAUUUGACCACAGGCCCUGGCACCAGUGCUGGUAAGGAUGGCAUCCCCACCUACUACAGAAAUGGCUACGGAAACCACCGUAACUCUCCAGGCUUGCUGGUGUCCUCUGGAGGCAUGAACAAGAACAUGCAGGCUAAGUCUCCACCACCUAUGAACCUGGGCAUGAACAGCCGCAAACCUGACCUGCGCGUGCUCAUCCCACCUGGAGCCAAAAACAACAUGCCCUCCAUUUCUGAGGAUGUUGACCUUCUAUUGAACCAGAGAAUAACCAACUCACAGUCUGCACAGUCAUUGGCCACGCCAGUUGUUUCUGUGGCAACUCCAACUCUACCAGGCCAGGGAAUGGGUGGCUAUCCUUCAGCUAUCUCCACCUCAUAUGGUACCGAAUACUCUCUGAGCAGUGCCGACUUGUCAUCUAUAUCCGGUUUCAAUAGUGCCAACACCCUGCAUCUGGGCUCAAUGAGCGGCUGGCAGCAGCAGCACCUCCAAAACAUGCAGCACUCUGCUCUUGGCCAACUGGGAAAUUGCACUAGCACUCACUUAUGUCAGGGUUCAAAUCUCUCCCUGCCCUCUACUCAAAGCCUGCACAUCAAGUCCGAACCUGUUUCUCCUCCUAGAGACCGCUCCAGCAGCGCAACGCCUGCCGGCUACGCCCCGCCCCCUCCCCACCAGCAGCAGCACGGGGCCCCGCCCCCUCAGGCACGGCAGGACUCGGGCCGCUCACCGGCCGAUAGCCUCAGCAGCUGCGGCAGCUCACAUGAGGGCAGCGAACGGGAUGAGCACCGGCCUGAUUUCCACUCGCCCCUGGGAAUGGGCCGCCCCGGCCUGGACGAGUGCGACAGCCCAUCCGUCAAGCGAGUCCGCCUGUCCGAAGGCUGGGCCACAUGAUAAGCUCUGCCCCAACACCAACACCUCAACAGCCCUUUGACCUUGACCUCGGCCCACCUGCGAUGCAUAAUGCGCCGUCACGCCAUUCACACUCUCUUUUUCUGUCCUUUUCUGACGAGUUGUGACCCUCCCAGUCCUAUCAGUCAUUAUGUAAACAGGGAGGAGGUGUUUUCUCGAAAUUAGCUAUAAGGUUUUUGUUGUCCUUUUUUUUUGUGUCCAGUAUACAUAUUGAUGUAAAUGAUGGGUGUCGGUAGGGGAAAGGGUGAAGGGGCUAGUGUAAGAGGGUUAAGAACAAGGUUUUUAGUGGGCGGGGUUACUAUGCAUAACUUGUGCCGUGCGUGGAUUUGACUUUCAAGAAUUACCAUAUAUGCAUAUGCAUAUGUAUUUACACGUGUGUGUAGGUGUACAUAUAUGCAUAGUAACAAAAGCAACUAAAUGUCAGGUACUCUUGAUUUUUUUUUUUUUGUAAAAGUACUUUCCUCAGCGAUAUUCAGCCAUGGGAGAGAAGCUCAGCUGAGGACUUAUCGCCGAGUCGAGACAGGCUAGCACUUGAGUUGCUCUACCAAUACUAUGUGUACAGAUUCACUUUUCUUCGCCACUCUCUUCAGAGUGUUCCCUCGCUAAAUGUAUGUUAUGAUUGACAAUGUCAUGUUGCAGGUUCAACGUAUUGUACAUAGAGAGUGGGCGGGGACAAGGGGGAAAGGGUCGAGGUUGCCAGACAUUGCAGAUUUAACACAAAUGAAAGCUUUUAUGCAAGACUUUUUGCUUUUCAAAGGAUUGUACAGGUAUACAGCCCCUAGGUUUUAGUCAGGGAAAAGCAACCUUUCAGAUCAUUUUGACGAAUCAAGCUCUUCUGACGAGGAGCGUCAAUAGCAAGAUCGAACAGCAGUCGGUAGAUGAAGGACCAUACCUUAAAUUAAGAGCCAUGUUAGUUUAUUCUGAUUAAAUUAAAAACCUAGGACUUGCUUUAAAUGUUCAGUAUUUAAAAAAGGACAAAAAAGAAACAAUUGUAUGAUACACUUGCUUAUAUUUUCUUAUAAAAAGGAAUACAAUGCAAAGCAUUUUUGUGGCUUUUUGUAGUUUAUAUAAGCCAGAAUGUGUUUUGAUAGCUUUGCUUAUAUGAAAAACAAUAGUCGUACAAGAAGGAGUAACCUUGGGCUUUUCAAACCUAAGCCAUGACAUCUGAGAACCCUUGCUUUGCUCAACAGUUUGGAUUAUUUUGUUUUGUUUUGUUUUUUUUGUAGAGGUUUUUGUUUUUAAACGUGUAUUUCUAAUUAUAUUGAAUAAUAAUAUUAAGAUUCUUUUUAAAAAUCUGUGAAAUUAACAUGCUUGUGUAUAGCUUUCUAAUAUAUAAAUAUAUAUGAUAAUAAUUAUGGUCAUAGCAUUUUUUUUCAGUGUGAGGUUACAUAAGUACAGUUGCACAUGUUUGUUUUGUCUUUUAUUUUUCUUUCUUCUUGCUCCAUACAGAAUCUUUCAGGGGCAAACCCAGCCAAAAUGUCAGAUUCAGCUUCAGUUUUUCACCCAGCAAUUCAGCAAUGCUCAUGAAUAAGUACUUUGGGAAAGAUACAUAACAAUGGUAUGAUGUCACUCAGGUGAGGAAAGUGAAUCCACUGAAAUAAGCACACUUCUGAUCGGUAGUACUCCCAUUUUUACUUUGAAUGGUCAAGUAACAAGAGUCAAAAUCUUGUUAUUGACACAUUCAUCAAAGUUUGACAAUGAAAUUUCUUACUAGUUUCUGUACCAGUGGUUCACCUGCCUGUAUUUAUAUCUAAUAUUCAGUGAGCACAAGAUAUUUAUCCAAAUGUGUGCUUUGGUUAGGAAGAAGCACAACCUUUCUGAUAUUAAAAACCUUUAGUCUGUGAACACCAAAGCAGAAUAUAUUCAAACUCAAAUAAUGAACAGUUUCACUUGAAUUGACAUUGCACUGAAAGAUUUAACAGCAUGAGAGACGAGUAACGUUUUUUUCUAUUUGUUGUGCCGUCAUGGAUUCAAGGUUUUAUCUUAGCUGGUUUUGUGAAACCUUUGGUCAUAUGUGUCCAGCUAAUUUGUGCCGUCAUUAUCCAUUUCAGCAACACAAAGGCCAUUCAGUACACGAGGCCCAUUUCUUCUGAUCGUUACUACAUCACUGGAAACCAUCUUUUACAAUGUGCUUCAUAUGAUUCAGAGAUUGGACAUUUCUUGAUAUCUUUUCUACCAAAGACAUGGAGCAGAGUUCUUUUUGGCUUUGUUCUAGUCCAUUUUCUUUGGGUUUGAGAAACGUAUAUUUCUUUUGCUUUGGCUAAUUUCCAAUAAUACUGGUACCUCAUAUUCACCCUCCCAGUACCUCAAAUUACCAUUCAACCAAUCAUGACAAGAAAUGGGAUAUUAAAAUAAAAUUGAGAAAAAAAAAAAAGAACCCAAGUGUACAGUAUUGUGAAAUAUUAAGCCAUUGUUUGUUCUAUAAAUCUCACACAGCGUCCACGUAUGACUCCCUGGUUCAUCCUUUUUGGUUUGCUGUUGUUUUCCUUAAAAAAGUUGUUUCCAUUUAACAAAAAUACAAAUAAAAAAGUAAAAAAAAAAUCUGUAGUAACAAAUGUAGCUUGUAUAAACCUACCGUGGGUAAGGUUGAAAGGAAAUGUGUUUUUUCUGUUUCUCUGUCUUUUUUUCUUUAUCCUUUUUCUUUUUUCCUUUUUUUUUUUUUUUUUGAAACCAGGAGAAAGAGGCUUUCAGCGGCAUAAGCUGGACUUUGUCGCCACUUGAAGACAAGAUGUCAUUAAAUUAAAAAAACACAUCUCUGUAUCUCAAGGGACUUGAUUCAGCUGUAUGUAGUGAAAAAUUAAUGUAUGGAUUAAAAAAAUCGUUUCUCCUGCUGGGAUUCAAAAAAUGUAUUUGUAUUUUGCAGAGAAUUCAGUAAAGUUACUGGCUUUCUUAGUUA
Pygocentrus nattereri (red-bellied piranha) is the source of this 4952-nucleotide messenger RNA. RefSeq names its product myocyte enhancer factor 2cb (gene mef2cb). Bases 563 to 2038 code for a protein of 491 amino acids. Gene Ontology annotation, molecular function: DNA-binding transcription factor activity, RNA polymerase II-specific; protein dimerization activity; RNA polymerase II cis-regulatory region sequence-specific DNA binding. Lineage: Eukaryota; Metazoa; Chordata; Actinopteri; Characiformes; Serrasalmidae. The transcript is spliced from 11 exons. The record is from RefSeq and is a predicted model, not a curated record. Gene Ontology annotation, biological process: positive regulation of transcription by RNA polymerase II.